GCAGAAGCCUGGGAGCUGCGGGUGGAGAGGUUUGGGAGGCGCGAGAGAUGUCCACCCUGGGCUGGUGGCGCCGCCGGGCGCCAGGCGCCAUGUGGGUGCGCUAGGCGGCUGUUCGCGCCCGAGGCUGCGCUGCACUGAGGUGAGCUUUGCCUUCUUGGUCUUCCAUCCUUCUUGGAGACGACUGGCGAGAGGAAGAGGGACUAGGUCCAAACGCUAGGUGGCUGGGUCCAGCCAGAGACUCGUACCAAGGAGGAGAUCAUUGAGCUCUUGGUCCUUGAGCAGUACCUGACCAUCAUCCCUGAAAAGCUCAAGCCUUGGGUGUGAGCAAAAAAGCCAGAGAACUGUGAGAAACUCGUCACUCUGCUGGAGAAUUACAAGGAGAUGUACCAACCGGAAGACGACAACAGCAGUGACGUGACCAGCGACGACGACAUGGCCCGGAACAGAGGAGAGUCCUCACCACCUCACUCAGUCCAUUCUUUCAGUGGUGACCGGGACUGGGACCGGAGGGGCAGAAGCAGAGACAUGGAGCCACGAGACCGCUGGUCCUACACCAGGAACCCAAGAAGCAGGCUGCCUCAGCGAGAUCUUUCCCUUCCUGUGAUGGCGAAAACAAGCUUUGAAAUGGAAAGAGAUGAUGACAGGGACUCCAGGGCUUAUGAGUCCCGAUCUCAGGAUGCUGAAUCAUACCAAAAUGUGGUAGACCUCACUGAGGACAGGAAACCUCACAACACAAUCCAGGACAACAUGGAAAACUACAGGAAGCUGCUCUCCCUGGGAGUGCAGCUUGCUGAAGACGAUGGCCACUCCCACAUGACGCAGGGCCACUCAUCAAGAUCCAAGAGAAGUGCCUACCCAAGCACCAGUCGAGGUCUAAAAACUAUGCCUGAAGCCAAAAAAUCAUCCCACCGGCGGGGGAUUUGUGAAGAUGAAUCUUCCCAUGGAGUGAUAAUGGAAAAAUUCAUCAAGGAUGUGUCGCGCAAUUCCAAAUCGGGAAGAGCAAGGGAGUCAAGCGACCAGUCACAGAGAUUCCCCAGAAUGUCAGAUGCUAACUGGAAGGACGUUUCAUUGCACAAGAGGGAGUCAGUGAUCCAGCAGAGGGUUUAUGAAGGGAAUGCAUUUAGGGGAGGCUUUAGGUUUAAUUCAACCCUUGUUUCCAGAAAGAGAGUUCUGGAAAGAAAGAGGCGCUAUCAUUUUGACACGGAUGGGAAGGGCUCAAUUCACGAUCAAAAAGGCUGUCCCAGGAAGAAGCCCUUUGAAUGUGGUAGUGAGGUGAGAAAAGCCGUGAGCAUGAGCAACUUGAGCAGCCUCAGCUCCCCGUCCUUUACCGAGUCGCAGCCAAUUGAUUUUGGGGCAAUGCCAUAUGUAUGUGAUGAGUGUGGGAGGUCGUUCAGUGUCAUCUCAGAAUUUGUUGAGCACCAGAUCAUGCAUACUAGAGAGAACCUCUAUGAGUAUGGUGAGUCCUUUAUUCACAGUGUGGCUGUCAGUGAAGUUCAGAAAAGUCAGGUUGGAGGGAAACGUUUUGAAUGUAAGGACUGUGGAGAGACCUUCAAUAAGAGUGCCGCCUUGGCUGAACAUCGGAAAAUUCAUGCUAGAGAAUAUCUUGUGGAAUGUAAGAAUCAGGAGUGUGAGGAGGCCUUCAUGCCUAGCCCAACCUUUAGUGAGCUUCAGAAAAUGUAUGGGAAAGACAAAUUCUAUGAGUGCAGGGUGUGUAAGGAAACCUUCCUUCAUAGUUCUGCCCUGAUUGAGCACCAGAAAGUCCACUUUGGGGAUGACAAAGAUAAUGAGCGUGAACGUGAACGUGAGCGCGGGGAAACCUUUAGGCCCAGCCCAACGCUUAAUGAGUUUCAGAAAAUGUAUGGUAAAGAGAAAAUGUACGAAUGUAAGGUGUGUGGGGAGACUUUCCUUCAUAGCUCAUCCCUGAAAGAACAUCAGAAAAUCCAUACUAGAGGGAACCCAUUUGAAAAUAAGGGUAAAGUAUGUGAGGAAACCUUUAUUCCUGGUCAGUCCCUUAAAAGGCGUCAGAAGACUUACAAUAAGGAGAAGCUCUAUGACUUUACAGAUGGCCGGGAUGCGUUCAUGCAAAGCUCAGAGCUCAGUGAGCAUCAGAAAAUUCACUCUCGAAAGAACCUCUUUGAAGGCAGAGGGUAUGAGAAAUCUGUCAUUCAUAGUGGACCCUUCACUGAAUCUCAGAAGAGUCAUACUAUAACACGACCUCCUGAAAGUGAUGAGGACGAGAAGGCAUUCACCAUUAGCUCUAACCCCUAUGAAAACCAGAAGAUUCCCACUAAGGAAAAUGUCUAUGAGGGGAAAUCAUAUGAGAGGUCUGUUAUUCAUAGCUUAGCCUCUGUGGAAGCUCAGAAAAGUCACAGUGUAGCGGGGCCCAGUAAACCGAAAGUAACAGCAGAGUCUGCCAUUCAGAGCUUCGAUGCUAUCAACCAUCAGAGAGUUCGUGCUGGAGGGAACACCUCCGAAGGAAGGGAAUACAGUAGGUCUGUUAUCUAUAGCUUAGUGACUUCCAAACCUCCAAGAAGUCACAGUGGAAAUGAAUUAGUGGAAUCUAAUGAGAAGGGAGAAUUCUCCAUUUAUGUCUUAGACCUUAAUGAUAAGCGACAGAAGAUUCCUGCCAGAGAGAACCCUUGUGAAGGGGGCAGUAAGAAUCACAACUAUGAAGACUCUGUCAUACAGAGUGUAUCGCAUGCCAGACCUCAGAAAAGUGUUCCUGGAGAGGGAUCUGGUGAAUUUAAGAAGGAUGGUGAAUUCUCUGUUCCCAGCUCAAAUGUCCGUGAAUACCAGAAGGCUCGGGCUAAAAAGAAAUACAUUGAGCAUAGGAGCAAUGAGACCUCUGUAAUUCACUCUCUACCUUUUGGUGAACAAACAUUUCGCCCUCGAGGGAUGCUCUAUGAAUGUCAGGAGUGUGGGGAGUGCUUUGCGCAUAUCUCUGACCUCACUGAGCACCAGAAGAUUCAUGAUAGAGAGAAGCCCUCUGGAAGCAGAAACUACGAAUGGUCUGUCAUUCGCAGCCUGUCCCCUACUGACCCUCAAACAAGUUAUGCCCAAGAGCAGUAUGCUAAAGAGCAAGCGUGGAACAAAUUUAAGGAAUUCAGACAAUUUUUUGCUACCAGCAAAGACCUGAACACACACCAGAAAAUCUAUGACCAAGAGAAGUCUCGUGGUGAGGAGUCUCAAGGUGAGAAGACCCGUGGGGAGGAGACCCACGGCGAGGAGACCUACAGCGAGGAGACCCAUGGCAAGGGGACAAUUGAAGACCCUGUCAUUGAAGGCUCAGACAUGGAAGACCCGCAGAAGGAUGACCCUGAUGACACAAUCUAUGAAUGUGAGCACUGUGGCCUGGGCUUUGUGGAUCUCACAGACCUCACAGACCAUCAGAAAGUCCACAGCAGGAAGUGCCUGGUUGACAGUCGGGAGUACACACAUUCUGUAAUUCACACCCAUUCCAUCAGCGAGUAUCAGAGAGAUUACACUGGAGAGCAGCUGUAUGAAUGUCCAAAGUGUGGGGAAUCUUUUAUUCAUAGCUCAUUCCUUUUCGAGCAUCAGAGAAUCCAUGAACAAGACCAGUUGUAUUCCAUGAAGGGGUGUGAUGAUGGUUUUAUUGCCCUCUUGCCCAUGAAGCCAAGGAGGAAUCGUGCCGCAGAGAGGAAUCCUGCUCUUGCUGGGUCGGCCAUUCGAUGCCUUUUGUGUGGACAAGGCUUCAUUCAUAGCUCUGCCCUUAAUGAGCAUAUGAGACUUCACAGGGAAGAUGAUUUACUGGAGCAGAGCCAGAUGGCUGAGGAAGCUAUCAUUCCAGGCUUAGCCCUCACUGAGUUUCAGAGAAGUCAGACGGAAGAGAGACUCUUUGAAUGUGCAGUCUGUGGAGAAUCUUUCGUCAACCCAGCAGAACUUGCAGAUCAUGUAAGUGUUCAUAAGAAUGAGCCUUAUGAGUAUGGGUCCUCCUAUACUCACACCUCAUUUCUUACUGAGCCCCUCAAAGGAGCUAUACCAUUCUAUGAAUGCAAGGAUUGUGGCAAGUCCUUUAUUCAUAGCACAGUCCUCACUAAACAUAAGGAGCUUCAUCUGGAGGAAGAAGAUGAUGAUGAUGAUGAAGCAGCAGCUGCAGCAGCAGCAGCCCAGGAAGUUGAAGCCAAUGUCCAUGUUCCACAAGUAGUUCUGAGGAUUCAGGGGUCAAAUGUAGAGGCUGCUGAGCCAGAAGUGGAGGCUGCCGAGCCGGAAGUGGAGGCUGCUGAGCCAGAGGUGGAGGCGGCUGAGCCAAAUGGAGAGGCUGAAGGGCCAGAUGGAGAGGCUGCAGAGCCCAAUGGAGAGGCUGAACAGCCCAAUGGAGAGGCCGAGCAGCCAAAUGGGGAUGCCGAUGAGCCAGAUGGUGCAGGGAUUGAAGACCCAGAAGAAAGAGCUGAAGAACCAGAGGGAAAAGCUGAAGAGCCAGAGGGAGAUGCCGACGAGCCUGACGGUGUGGGAAUUGAAGACCCAGAAGAAGCUGAAGAUGAAGAGAUUCAGGUGGAAGAACCAUACUAUGAUUGCCAUGAAUGCACAGAAACCUUCACUUCCAGCACAGCAUUCGGCGAGCACCUGAAAACUCAUGCCAGCAUGAUCAUAUUUGAGCCUGCAAAUGCCUUUGGGGAGUGCUCAGGCUACAUCGAACGUGCCAGCACCAGCACAGGUGGUGCCAAUCAAGCUGAUGAGAAGUACUUCAAAUGUGACAUCUGUGGACAGCUCUUCAGUGACCGCCUGUCCCUGGCCAGACACCAGAAUACCCACACUGGCUGAGGGCAUGGGGUAAAGGUUAGAAAACCUUCACCUAGGACUUGACCCUUACCAAACCACAAAGAAUUCAAACCAAUCCAUGAUAAUGUCAGUAGGAGACUUAACCUUAGUGUGUUACACACCUGACUUAACAUCUCCAAACUCAUAUUGAAAAGAGAAUGAAUGUGGAGAUUCCAGUCUUAAGCUUUCCCCUUCAGAUGUCAGUGUCUGCAUGUGGGAAAGCCACAGCACACAUCUUACCUUUCUAAGUAAUCAGAUUGAGAAAACCCUAUGAGUAUUCCAUACUACAAAGGUUGCCCAGACCAACUGUGAAUGACACUUGUGUAAUGUAUAUAUAGUGUUUCCCGAGGUGUAUAUAAAAUAGCAGAUUAUGGCAGAACAGUGAUCACAUAUAUUUGGAUUUAAUAUGAUAUACAGUUACAGUUUACAGAGGUACCUUACCUGGUACUCUAAAUUUUUUUUUUUUUUUUUUUUUUUUUUUGGAGGAGGAAGAGAGCAACAAAUUUGAAUAUAUUUGUAAGUGUCUUAGAUCCCAAGAAAGAUUUAUUGUGCAUUAUUUGAACCCUGUCAGUAUCUUUUUUGAGUAAUUGUUUUGUUUCUUACCCUUGAACAGUUUUGUGAAGGUGUGGGCAUGAUAGAUAACAUGUCUUUUACUCUUUGCUGUUUGAAAAGAGAAGUACUUUAGCUUCUUUCUGCAGCCAUUUCAUCUGCACCAACACUUUGGAACCUAAUACUGUGUAAGGCUUUACAAUAUACGGAUUGACUUUUUGUGACCCAAAUUGAUUGGUUCCCACAUUGUUAUGUUUGUUGAAGUGGUUGUCCUGCAAAAAUAUUACAAGUUUGUUUUCUGGAUUUUUUUUUUUUUUAAACCAACUCAGUAUGUGUUUGAUGAUAGUGAAUUGAUAAAACCCGAAGCUUUUCCCUGUAAAUCUUACAUCUUUGCCUUUAAAGAAUGGGUUACAACCAUCACUAGAUCACAGUAGUGCCUAAUGAAGGUUGAGAACCGUAGGAGAGGCUCUCAUGCUGUAAAUAAUGAUGCAGGCUAAUGACCUUUCAUCACUUCCUUUGUGCGCUUCCUGCCUUAAGUGACAAGUAGCAACAUGGCUUGGGUCCCCUGUGCAGCACCAGCCUAUGCUGCCACAAGUCAGUUUGCACCCUAGGUGCCCAGGAGCUAGUAUCCUUAGAUCUUUCUAUCGCUAACUUAAUUAUCUUCGUUAUUUGACCCUCUAACUCCAUGUCUAACUUGCAUUAAAAAAAAAAAAAUUGCUUUCUUUACAGUCAACCCAAGCUUAACAUGGACUCAGGUUCCCCAGCAGCCUUAAUUUGUUUUGUUAACAUCUGUUCCUUCUUUUUCAGCUCUCCUAGAGUAUUUCUGAGUGUCGCAUUCAUCUAAUCUUAGUAUUCCUUUUAAUCACAAAUUGACCUCACAGCUUGAGGUUUCCUGUGUCCUAUUCUGUGGACUACCUGUGCUCCUUUGCUUCCCCUCCCCUUGCAUAAUAACUAUAUUAAGAGAUUUUUUUUUUUUUGGCCUUGAGUUGGCUGGAAAAAAAAAAAUUAAAAUUUAAAAAAUUAAAAAAAAAAAAGAUUUGCAAAAUGUAAGUGUAGAUCAUUUGAACAAGCAAACUUAAAAUACCCACUGGGGGAAAUGUGUCUGAAUCUUACUCUUCUGGAUCUGCAGGAUUAGGGCUUGGAAGUAUGUCAAAGAUGCAGGGAGUGUCAAAGUUUAGGAAGAUUGUAGAGCUGAGAGCAAGAAGCAGAAAUGAGUAAGCCAAAGAAGGGAGUCCUAAUAUAUCACCAGAUCUAGGAGGGGAGAGGAGACAGACAGAAGAAAACACCAGAGGCAAGAACUGUGGAAGGCCAGGUUGCUGAGAAGGAAUUGAGUAGGGUGUCCUGAGCAGUUUGGAAAAGGAGCCUUUGAUGGUAUGGUGUAGGUGAGAGCUGGCUGCAUAGGAAGACCUGAGGUUGGAACGGACAUCGGGAAAGCUGAGGGGCAGUGAGGUGUACUACAUGGGAAGAGGACUCUUGAAACGAGAAUCAGUGUUGAUGUCGGGGUGAACUUUGUGGGUUCGUUACUUGGUGUUAACAUUGUUGGCUGUGGUAGACCCUUUUCAGAAAGCACCUUGCCAUAAGUCAGGGUGUCCGUUCCAACCUUAAGUUAGUGAAAAGGUAGUAACAAAUGGUAAACAAGAGAGUGAUUGCUUAAACCUAUCUGUGGACACUUAAUGCAGCUGUUUAAAAAUGAUAAUCACGAGUUAUGCAGCAACGUGGAAAUAUAUUUACAGAAUAUUAAGCGGAGAAAGCAGGACAUGAAAGUAUAUUUAUACUGCAGUUAUAACUGUUUAAAAAUAUAUGCUUAUAGUCAAAAGCUGUUGUGGUGGUGUUGUAGGCUUAUAGUUGAGCAUUAUUUUCUUAAAUUUCUUGAAUGUUCUUUAUGGUAGUGUUACUAAAAAGUUUAUGAUCACAUUUUCAUUGUGAAUAUAAUUUGAACUCAUUAUCACACAAUUGGAAAUUACAGAAAAGUGGAGGAAAAAAAAUCAUAUUCCCACCAUCCAAAGACAGAUAUAGUCUCCUCUAUCUUGUUUAUUCUUGUUUCUGUGCACAGGUUUAUGAUUAUAACUGUGUCAAAAUGUAUAUUCAAAAUAGCUGUUACGUUACCUUUGUGGAAUUAUGGUUAAAUACUUUCACCUUAAGUUUUUCAAAUGUUCCCUAUAAUAAUGUCCUGAUAACAGUGUAUUAUGUAUGUCUCCAUUGUGUGCAUAAUACAUACCCAGAGGAAAAAUUAGAAAAUACAGUAAAUUAUUUUUAAAAAUUACCUAUAUUCCCAACACCCAACAACUACUGCUAACAUCUUGAUCUAUUUCCUCCAUCUUGUUUCAGUGCACAAGUUUGUGAUUAUAAAUUGUUAAAUAUGUGUGCAUAAAGUCUAAAAUGAAAAGAUGUGGAAAAUAGCUAAAAUAAUGUUGUCGUUGUGGGAAUUUGGUUAAAUAUUUUGUCUCAAAUUCCUUAAAUAAUCUUUGGUGUUUUGGUAAUAAAUUUUAUGUAUGUAUUUUUCCAUUACAAAUAUAAUACAUACUCAUAGAAAACUUUGGAAAUUCAGUAAAGAAAAUUCACUCAUAUUCCCAACACCCAACAAUUACUGUUAACAUCGUGAUCUGUGCACUAGUCUGUGAUUAUUAGGGUGUUAAUGAUAAGUAUGCAUAAGUGUCAAAGAUGGGAAGAAAGAUGGAAAACAAGAAAUAGUUGUGUGGUUGUUGUGGGAUUAUGGUUAUUUUGUCUCGGUUUCCUUGAAAGGUCUUCAUCAUUCUAGUGUUUUGGUAGUCUGCCUUUAUUACAUAUAUUUCCAUUAUAUAUGAAAUAUGUGUUCAUUAUAGAAACUUCAAAGUUACAGAAAUGUAGAAGAGAAACUCACCCAUGUUUUCACCAUCCAAAGACUGUGGUUAACAUCUUGAUAUAUUUUCUUCAUCUUGUUUCUGUGCACAGGUUUUUGGUUUGUUAAUAUGGUUGUGGUUGUUCUAUCUAUCUGUAAUAGUGUCAACAAUAAAAAUAAAGUUAAAAAUAAAUAUUU
Rhinopithecus roxellana (golden snub-nosed monkey) is the source of this 8344-nucleotide messenger RNA. RefSeq names its product paternally-expressed gene 3 protein. Gene Ontology annotation, molecular function: DNA-binding transcription repressor activity, RNA polymerase II-specific. NCBI's taxonomy places the organism in Eukaryota, Metazoa, Chordata, Mammalia, Primates, Cercopithecidae. Gene Ontology annotation, biological process: negative regulation of transcription by RNA polymerase II. The transcript is spliced from 9 exons. The record is from RefSeq and is a predicted model, not a curated record. Bases 382 to 4782 code for a protein of 1466 amino acids.